GGCUGCGCGGCCGGAGGUGGGGUAGUCUGCUGCGCAGGUCCCAGUUCCAGGGCUGAGGGCGCUAUGGCGCCGGGCUGCAAAACUGAGUUACGAAAUGUGACAAACUCUCUGUCUAACCAGCCAAGUAACGAAGGUGAUGCCAUCAAAAUUUUUGUGCGCAUCCGUCCACCCGCCGAGGGCUCUCGGUCAGUUGAUGGAGAGCACAGCUUGUGCUUAUCUGUGCUUUCCACCACAACUCUCCGGUUGCACUCCAGCCCCGAGCCCAAAACCUUCACAUUUGAUUAUGUUGCAGACAUGGACACCACUCAGGAGUCUGUAUUCUCAACUGUAACUAAAAGCAUUGUGGAGUCUUGUAUGAGCGGCUAUAAUGGUACCAUCUUGGCAUAUGGGCAGACUGGCUCAGGGAAGACAUUUACCAUGAUGGGACCAUCUGAAUCUGAUAAUUUUUCUCACAACCUGAGGGGAGUAAUUCCACGAAGUUUUGAAUAUUUAUUUUCCUUAAUUGAUCGUGAAAAAGAGAAGGCUGGGGCUGGAAAAAGUUUCCUUUGUAAAUGUUCCUUUAUUGAGAUCUACAACGAGCAGAUUUAUGACCUUCUGGACUCGGCAUCAGCUGGACUGCACUUACGGGAACACAUCAAGAAGGGAGUGUUUGUUGUUGGUGCGGUGGAGCAGGUGGUAACUUCCGCCGCUGAAGCCUAUCAGGUGUUGUCUGGAGGAUGGAGGAACAGACGUGUGGCAUCGACAUCAAUGAACAGAGAAUCCUCUAGGUCUCACGCAGUCUUUACAAUCACAAUAGAGUCAAUGGAGAAAAGCAAUGAGACCGUGAACAUACGAACCUCCCUACUCAACCUGGUGGAUUUAGCAGGAUCCGAAAGGCAAAAGGAUACCCAUGCAGAAGGAAUGAGGUUGAAGGAAGCAGGUAACAUAAACCGAUCCUUGAGCUGCCUAGGCCAAGUGAUUACCGCACUUGUUGAUGUGGGUAAUGGAAAACAGAGACAUGUGUGCUACAGAGACUCCAAACUUACCUUCUUACUGCGGGAUUCUCUUGGUGGUAAUGCCAAAACAGCCAUAAUUGUAAAUGUUCAUCCUGGAUCCAGGUGUUUUGGGGAAACCCUGUCAACACUUAAUUUUGCUCAAAGAGCAAAGCUGAUUAAAAACAAGGCAGUGGUAAAUGAAGACACUCAAGGAAAUGUGAGUCAGCUCCAAGCUGAAGUGAAGAGGCUCAAAGAACAACUGGCCCUGCUUACUUCUGGGCAGACACUUCCAGAAAGCCUUCUGACCAGAGAUAAAGAGAAGACUGAUUACAUGAAGUAUUUCCAGGAGGCAAUGCUAUUCUUUAAGAAAUCUGAACAGGAAAAGAAGUCUCUGGUAGAAAAAAUUACCCAAUUAGAAGACCUCACCCUCAAAAAGGAAAAAUUUAUUCAAUCGAAUAAAAUGAUUGUGAAAUUCCGAGAGGAUCAGAUCAUGCGCCUGGAGAAGCUCCAUAAGGAAUCCCGGGGAAGUUUUCUGCCUGAGGAGCAGUCUCGCUUGCUCUCAGAAUUAAGGGAUGAGAUCCAGACUCUGCGAGAACAAAUAGAGCACCAUCCUGGAGUGGCAAAAUAUGCUAUGGAAAAUCAUUCCCUCAGGGAAGAGAAUAGAAAACUGAGAUUAUUAGAGCCUGUGAAAAGAGCCCAAGACAUGGAUGCCCAGACCAUUGCAAAACUAGAGAAAGCUUUCUCUGAAAUAUCUGGCAUAGAGAAAAAUAACAAAGGUCAGCAAGGAUUUUCUCCCAAAGCUCCAAAAGAACCAUGUUCAUUCACAAACACCGAGAAACUAAAAGCACAACUCCUGCAAAUUCAGACAGAGCUGAAUAAUUCAAAGCAAGAAUAUGAAGAAUUCAAAGAACUAACUCGGAAAAGGCAGCUAGAAUUGGAAUCAGAGCUUCAGGCUUUGCAAAAAGCAAACCUUAAUCUUGAAAGCCUUUUGGAUGCAACAAAAGCUUGCAAGCGUCAAGAAGUUUCUCAGCUGAAUAAAAUUCAUGCUGAAACACUUAAGGUUAUAACUACACCAACCAAGGCUUAUCAACUUCGUUCUCGAACAGUACCCAAAUUAAGCCCUGAAAUGGGGAGCUUUGGGUGUAAUUCUAGCAUAUUAGAUAAUGAUAUAUUAAAUGAGCCAGUUCCACCUGAGAUGAAUGAACAAGCUUUUGAGGCCAUUUCUGAAGAGCUUAGAGCAGUGCAGGAACAAAUGAAUGCUCUUCAAGUCAAGCUAGACGAGGAAGAGCAUAAAAACCUAAAGCUUCAGCAGCAUGUUGACAAACUGGAGCACCAUUCUACACAAAUGCAGGAGCUUUUCUCAUCAGAAAGAACUGAUUGGACCAAACAGCAGGAAGAGCAUCUCUCACAGUUGAAUGUCCUUGAGAAGCUGCUUCAAGAUACUCAGACUGAGAAUGAUUUUUUAAAAAGUGAGGUGCAUGACCUGCGAGUAGUUCUUCAUUCUGCUGACAAGGAGCUUUCUUCAGUAAAACUGGAGUAUAGUUCAUUCAAAGAGAGUCAGGAAAAAGAAUUCAACCAGCUUUCUGAAAGACAUGUGCACGUACAACUUCAGCUGGACAACGUCAGAUUAGAAAAUGAAAAGUUUCUUGAGAGCCAAGCCUGCCUACAGGAUUCCUACGACAACCUACAAGAAGUAAUGAGAUUUGAAAUUGACCAAUUUUCAAAAAAUCUCCAAAACUGCAAAAAAGAAAAUGAAACUCUGAAAUCUGACCUCAACAACUUGAUGGAGCUUUUUGAGGCAGAAAAAGAACGCAACAACAAAUUAUCAUUACAGUUUGAAGAAGAUAAAGAAAACAGUUCUAAAGAAAUCUUAAAAGUUCUUGAGGCUGUACGUCAGGAGAAACAGAAAGAGAUGAACAAGUGUGAGCAGCAGAUGGCAAAAGUACAGAAAUUAGAAGAAAGCUUGCUUGCUACUGAAAAAGUGAUCGAAUCUCUGGAAAAGUCUAGAGAUUCUGACAAGGAAGUUGUAGCUGAACUCAUGAACCAGAUCCAGGAACUAAGAACAUUAAUCUGUGAGAAAACAGAAACUAUAGACACCCUGAAACAAGAACUGAAGGACAUAAACUGCAAAUACAACUCUGCUUUGGUUGAGAAAGAAGAGAGCAGAGCAUUGAUCAAGAGACAGGAAGUGGAUAUUCAGGAUCUGAAAGAAACCCUUAGACUGAGAAUACUCUCUGAGGACAUUGAGAGGGAUAUGCUCUGUGAGGAUCUGGCUCAUGCCACUGAGCAACUGAACAUGCUCACAGAAGCCUCGAAGAAGCACUCAGAGCUGCUACAGUCAGCCCAGGAAGAACUGACCAGGAAGGAGGCCCUGAUCCAGGAACUUCAGUAUAAGCUAACCCAAAAGAAAGAGGAAGUAGAACAGAAGAAGAAUGAAUAUAACUUCAAAAUGAGGCAACUAGAACACGUGAUGGAUUCUGCUGCUGAGUAUCCCCAGAGUCCUAAAACACCACCACCUCACUUUCAAACACAUUUGGCAAAACUCCUGGAAACACAAGAACAAGAGAUAGAAGAUGGAAGAGCCUCUAAAACGUCUUUGCAACAUCUUGUAACAAAGCUGAAUGAAGACAGAGAAGUCAAAAAUGCUGAAAUACUCAGAAUGAAGGAGCAGCUGUGUGCAAUGGAAAACCUCCGCCUGGAAUCCCAGCAGUUAAGAGAGAAAAACUGGCUCCUGCAAAGUCAGCUGGAUGAUAUUAAAAGACAGAAGGACAACAGUGAUCAGAAUCAUCCAGACAAUCAACAGCUGAAGGAUGAAGAAGAAGAAAUUAUCAAAGAAAGACUUGCUAAAAGUAAAAUAGUCGAAGAAAUGAUGCAAAUGAAGACAGAUCUAGAAGAAGUCCAGGGUGCUCUUCACAUCAAGGAGAUGGACUGCCUCAGGAUGACUGAGGAAAUUGUUCGAACCAGAGCAUUAGAGUCUAAAGCCUUCCAGGAAAAAGAGCAACUGAGAUCAAAACUGGAAGAGAUGUAUGAAGAGAGAGAGAGAAGGUCCCAGGAGAUGAUGAUGCUAAGGAAGCAGGUGGAGUUUCUCACCGAGGAGAAUGGGAAACUGGUGGGCCACCAAAACCUGCAUCAGAAGAUUCAAUACGUAGUACGACUGAAGAAGGAAAAUGUCCGGCUUCUUGAGGAGUCAGAAAAGUUGCGUGCCGAAAAUAUAUUUUUAAAGGAAAAGAAAAAGAGUGAAUCAUAAGGACCCUGGUCAACUCCCAAAGCAUCAUCUUGUUUGGAGAUUUUUUUCUUUUUUUUUUUUUUUUCUCAAAAGUAAGACCUACUCUUGCAGAGCUGAAUUUAAGGAUCUUACUUAUGAGAUGUGUAUGUGGUGGUGGUAAAUGACCCUCGAGUUUUCUAAUGAACAUUCUGCAUCCAUGUACACCUGUGACGGUCAGCAGCAUGCUAUUGAGGGACUACCCUCCAUUUCCAGACUUGAAAUCAGUUGUAAAUAUUGGAAACCCUUUUGCCUUUUUAAAAUAAAAGCCUGUAUCUAAGAUCCACAGUGGAUAUUAGAUUGUUUUCUUCCUAGAUAAUCUCCCUUGAUUCUUGUGGCAGCUCUAACAAUAUAUGGUGGUUCCAUAACUUACAGUGAGUUUGAUGACUGAAACUAGUGAACUUGUUAAUAUAGAUCAUUUUUGUAUUCUUUAUUCUCAUGAGCAUUUUCUAUGGUUGUAAAUAUUGACUGUUUUUCAAAUAAAGUC
Molecule: messenger RNA, 4723 nt
Organism: Sciurus carolinensis (gray squirrel)
Lineage: Eukaryota; Metazoa; Chordata; Mammalia; Rodentia; Sciuridae
Gene: Kif15
Product: kinesin family member 15
Exons: 35
Coding region: 64-4221 (1385 amino acids)
Biological process (GO): microtubule-based movement
Molecular function (GO): microtubule binding; microtubule motor activity; ATP binding
Source: RefSeq, a predicted model, not a curated record